Molecule: messenger RNA, 1764 nt
Organism: Recurvomyces mirabilis
Lineage: Eukaryota; Fungi; Ascomycota; Dothideomycetes; Mycosphaerellales; Teratosphaeriaceae
Exons: 3
Coding region: 1-1764 (587 amino acids)
Biological process (GO): fatty acid metabolic process
Molecular function (GO): medium-chain fatty acid-CoA ligase activity
Source: RefSeq, a predicted model, not a curated record
AUGGCCACCACAGCCUCUCCCCAAGAUCUAUCACAAGAUGAACGUUCCCCGUCAAUCGUCUGGGGACCCGCUGCUCCAGUGCCUUUGACCCUGACCUUUCGCGAACUCAUAGAUCACCACGUUGAGAUACGGGGUGGUGCGCCAGCAGUCGUCUCACAUCCUCAGGGGUUGACACUAUCAUGGCGACAACUUCGAGAUCGCAGUAUACAGCUCGCUCGAGCACUGGCAAACGAUGGUGUUAGCAAAGGUGAUCUUGUGGCUAUAUCCCUGGGAAGCAGAGUCGAGUAUUUCGAGACAUUCUUCGCAUGUACACAAUUAGGUGCUGCUUUGGUCCUGCUAAAUUAUGCCUACACAGAGUCAGAGAUGUUGGCCACGCUGAAGGCCGUCAAUCCGAAGGUCUUUGUAGCUUCACCUGGCUUCGCUCGGAUCGACAACACCAAGACACUACCGAAGAUCGCCUCCGAGAUCUCGUCAAUAAAACGAUUCGUGAUCAUGGGCGACAUAGGGAAGAAGUACCAUCUGUCUGGAGCUCUAGCAAGAUCGACAGAAUACGAAGCAUAUCUAAAGCCUUUCUCAGCAACAGCAGCAGCUCUACCUAAAGUCUCUAUCUCGCCACACGAUAUGGUCAACGUCCAGUUCACCUCAGGCAGUACUGGUCUCCCGAAAUCAGUAUCACUCUCACACUACAACAUCAUGAACUGCGGCAGAUACAUCUGGCAGCAAACACGGAUGCAAGCAGAAGAUAUGAUAUGUCUUCCAGUACCACUGUUCCACUCCUUCGGCAUGAUUGUGGGUAUCAGCUCAAGCACCGUCGCUGGGUCGUGCUUAGUGUUACCGAGCGAGACCUACAACGCAAAAGCAACCCUGCGUGCUAUUGAGAGCUACAAGUGUACGGCAAUAUACGGCGUCCCUACAAUGUUCGUAAAUGAGAUGGCAGAGAAGGAGUUCGACUCGAUUGAUCGGUCGACGAUCAAGUUUGGCAUCAUUGCUGGCGCGGCCAUGCCUCCAGAUCUUCUACGACGAAUCACUACGGUCUUCCCAGUUCCCAGGCUAUACACUUGUUGGGGAAUGACGGAGCUUAGCUCGUUCGUGUCUAUGAUGCAUGAGACGGAUCCUUACGAAAAGCGAAUCAAGACUGCCGGUAGACUAUUUCCACACUUUGUUGCGAAGAUCGUAGAGCCAAACUCGGGCAAAGUCCUACCCUGGGGUGAGAAAGGCGAGAUAGUGGUCAGUGGCUACGGACAGAUGGCAGAGUACAUACACAACAAAGCCAAGACAGAAGAGGCGCUAAAAUACCACCAAGAAGAUCUCGAGUAUGAUGGUGUGGGUGCGCUAGGCGAUGGCAGUCUUAGGAGAUGGAUGCACACGGGCGACGAAGGCUUUUUAGAUUCGGAAGGCUACUUCAUCAUUUCUGGCCGGAUCAAGGAUCUAGUAAUACGUGGAGGAGAGAACAUUGCACCCAUGGAGAUUGAGGAUCGACUUGUGGAGCACGAGGCUGUGAAACAAGCUUCUAUUGUUGGAGUACCGGACGACAAAUAUGGUGAAGAGCUUGGUGCUUACCUUGAGCUACGAGACGGCCAUUCGCGCCCCAGCGAUGAUGAAUUGAGAGCGUUCGUACGCGAGAAGCUAGCGAGGUUUAAGGCACCCAGGUACUUCUUCUGGUUAGGGCGUGAUGAUGGCAAGGUGCCGGCGGAGUGGCCUCAGACGGCUUCAGGGAAGAUCUCGAAAUCAGAUCUGAGGAAAAUUGUCGAGAAGUUGAUAUAG